Molecule: messenger RNA, 4082 nt
Organism: Cottoperca gobio
Lineage: Eukaryota; Metazoa; Chordata; Actinopteri; Perciformes; Bovichtidae
Gene: ark2n
Product: arkadia (rnf111) N-terminal like PKA signaling regulator 2n
Exons: 5
Coding region: 279-1625 (448 amino acids)
Source: RefSeq, a predicted model, not a curated record
ACGUAGCUUUGUGAAAGACGGACGGCUGAUGGAGACAUUUUAAAAUAAACACACAGCUAACUGCUAACAGGGCUCGCUAAGGUGCGAGCGCACUGCGCCAAAACACAUUCAAAUUCUUCCAAGUUGUAAAGAAGUAAAGUAUAUUUAGGAGUUCAUUGUUUAUGCAUCGUAAAUCAAAGAGGGUACAAAAUACCGAAGAUGUUGAAAAGUCUGACACUGGGAAAAGAAGAAUAUAACUAACGCCGCGCAGGUGAGCUCCUGUCCAGGCACAUUGGUCCAUGUUCGCUGGACCUUUGGGCUCUGGGCUUAGCAUGAAGAUGGCUGACUCUGACAAGGCAGAGGAUUUUGUGGAUGCUGAGUGCCCCUCAGAGUGCCUUGAUGAAGCACAAUCAGCCACAGGCUCUACUCAGGGAGAGCUGGAUGAGCAUCUGAAAACAGAGACCUCCACCAGUACCAGCUCACCACCAAGGGAAAAGGAGGCAGACAGCCCCUUGAAUACAGAGGGUGAGCAGAGUCUCCUCUCCAUGCCAUGCCUGAUGAAGGAGCUGCGCAGAGACUCCCCAGAGUCCCAGCAUGCCUCUACAGGGAGUGACAAGCCUGUAUCUCGUCAUAUCUAUGAGAGUGACUCCUCAAACCCCUGCAUGCUGUCCCCCUCAUCCAGUGGCCACCUUGCUGACUCAGACACACUCUCCUCAGGGGAAGAAGGUGCUGCCCCUCCCAUAGGAAAAGAUGAAGAGGGCAACAUGGAAGCUUCAAAUGAUGCUGGGCAGGCAGCAGGAAGGCAAUCGUCUGCCACGGCUACAGGCGGGAGGAAGUCUCGGCGGUCACGCUCAGAGAGCGAGAUGCCGCCUAUUGCAAUGGCUGCAAAGAAAAACCGCUGCCAGCCCACCCUGGUAGCUGCAGGAGGGCAGGAAAAACAAACCAAUGGCAAGCUGGCAAAAGUGAAAGGUCAUCGAAGCCAGAAACACAAGGAGCGAAUGCGUUUGCUGAGGCAAAAACGGGAAGCAGCCGCACGGAAGAAAUACAACCUGCUGCAGGACAGCAGUACGAGUGACAGCGAGCUCACGUGCGACUCCAGCACCAGCUCCUCUGAUGACGAGGAUGAUGACACUUCAGGAGGUAGCAAGACAAUCAAGACAGAUAUUUCAGACGGGCUUCCAGUAGUGGGUCACUAUGAUAUUUCAGACACUGAUUCUAACCAGGAGAGUAUGAGUGUGGAGACAGUCCGGCCCACGGUGAUAAAGCAUGAGCUAAAAACACACAGAGGCCAGGAUAUGGCAGCUCACUCUGGGUGUAUAAGAGCUCUGUGCUCGAUCUCAGGCCACGUGGAGGCAGCGCUGUCGCACAAGGGAAGUUCUCAACACAACAAGGGCCACAUUAACAUUGCUUCCUCUGACAGCGAGGUGGAAAUAGUCGGAGUGCAGGAGAAAGCACGAUGUGCCCACCCGUGCGGAGGCGUGAUAAAGAGUCUGUCCACCUGGAAGGAGAACUCAGUGGAGCAGUUAAACAGCACAAAUCAACCACAGCUCUGGACUACUGUUUCCCCUCAGCCCAACUGGGUGUCCCCCCCCGAAGUGGUGGACCUCACGCUGGACGAGGACGCCGGACACAAAUACCUACUUUAAGCUGUACACUGAAGACUCCUUAUUCCUCCCUCUCACUCCUCCUCCCUCUUGCCUUCGCCUUCAUGUUACGGCUGAAAUCCUUCCUGUAGUUGCGGCCUCGCCUGUAACCUCGUGGACUCUUCCUGCUCUGGAGUUUGUUUGUUUUUUAACUUACUGUUAAACAAUCAUGUGUAUCAAAGCCAUUCUACUGACGUGAUUCCCCGAUCAUGGCUCUGAAUUUAGUCGUAAUAAAUGGCUCAGCAUUUCAAGUGCAGGUGGAAAUGUGAGUAAGAUUUCUCUGUUGAUGGCAAUAUCCUACCUUCAUCUAAUACCUCAGCUACCCCUCGGUGUACGUUGCCUCUCUCUGUGUGUGUGUGUGUCUGUGUGUGUGUGUGCUUUGCAAGCUGUAAAGUGGAAACCUCCAGAUGCUGCUUGAGAGCACGUCAUGAUCACAUCCUGGCUGUUGAUCUGCUUCACUACAGACUGAACGGCAUCUCUUCAUAUUCGGCAUUUUGUUCCCGUAGUCUCCUGCGCUCGAGGCCUGAGCGGCAGCUGCUACUUUCUUUGUGUUGCACAGUCGAACACGGAGUUUGUUUUGUCUUUGGGGUCAGUUCAGUUUUCAAAGGUCUCACCACUGGUUCCCAUCUCUUUCAGUUUCACACGGGUACAGCCGACGCUCUGGUGCCGCUGAGGGUUUUUGGUUCAUCUUAAAUACUCUGACGUUGUGAAACUACGCUCCUUCACUUUCUUGCAGAGACUUAAUGAGCCUCUUGUUCAGCUCGUCUCUCGUAAAUGCUUCGUUUCGCAAGCGGGCGUCGUCUUUGUGCUGGUGCUGUGACUGAUGUCACGCUUAGGAAAGGAACAUUUAACUGGAGGAUUCUUCUCGUUUCAUCUGAACGAUGAAUCGAACUUCAAAUGUUGCCAAAUUCCUCCUUCAGCACUUCUAAAGAUCGCUAAUUAACAAGUCUCGAUUGUUUAUUCCCUCAAAAACUGAAGUGUGAAGACGAUAAUUCGCUGCCUUCAGGGCGUAAUGUGCCGGACUACUUCUUGGCAGAGAUGACCCGCGUUGAGUGAUAUGAUCGCCUCUAACGUUCCCCAGAAAGUGAAUCAGCGUAUUUCCCCAAAAUGAUUCUUUUAAAUCCACAGCUUUUGCUUCUGUUACCAUUAUACAAUAAGUUGUUCCUUCUUUAUGAAAACCAACUGAACCCCACUGGUUAAACUGACUCUGAGGGAGAAGUACACACAAGUACACACAAGUACACACAACACAGCACUAUAGGUGGUGCUGGUGUAUUUUAGGGAGUCUGCCGUGUUGCUACAGAGUCCCAGGUGACGUAGUCAUCAGUGAAUGUAUGACCUGCAGUGCUGACUGGUGCACUUACUGUUUGCAUGCUCAUCCUGAGUGGAUGCAAACUCCUUUAACCCUCCGGGGACCCUUUACACCACCUGAAGAAAUGUAUCUUCCAUGAAUACUGCAAAGCGAGACGGCGGCCUGAAUGCCUUGAAAUGUGCACUAUUUUCUUUUAGAAUCGUACAAAGCUUAUUCUUUUACUUUACAAAGCAGAGGAUUUUGCUAUCAACAAUAAAUAUUUUAAUAAUAGAUGUGAAUUUUAGCGCACACACACACACACACACACACACACACACACAAAGUAUAAGUGGUGUUGAGUUUGUACCCAUGUGUGGGGCGUUUAUAGAAGUUUUACUGUAUGAACUGUCCCCUGAUCCUCGGGGCUCGCUCUCCCUGUGCUCUUACUUUUGUCUUCAAGCUGGUAAAAGUGUUUUUACCGAGCGUCACAACGUUUUAACACUUAGUUUUAUUUCAUAUUGAGUAACGUCUACUUUCCUAAGUGAGAAUUGUAGAAUCAAAUGAUCCCCGUCUGCUGGUCACAGACGGCGUCUCUAAAUAUAAAAGGAACUAAACCAAAGUCUAAAUGGAAUUUGUUUGUUUUUCUGGAUUCUUUUAUUUGCUCUGUAAAUCUAAAAUCCUUUUUGAUUUGAAAGUCGAUCCAUUUGUUGUGAAAUGACUUGAUUUGUGUUUGAAAUUCAAGGUAAAGUUUAGUAUAAUGUGAUGUUUUGUUUUCCUCUGGCCAGUUACUUCCACUAUACGCAGCUACCACUGUAACGUUCUUACAGACCACUUCUGCUGGCAAAGUUCAUUUUGCUCUUGUUCUUUAGGAUUAUUAUGAGAUGUUAGUGCGACCGAGCUUCGGUAGAACAGGAGGGCAGUGAUGCUCCGCUGUGGUUGCACAAAGCAUGUUCACAUCUUUAACCUCGAGUCACAUAUUCUCCUCAUCACCAGUAAUUUAGCUUUGCUGUUUGGUUAUUGUUUUAUUUUACUGUCAGUAUUUUUAAAUUAACAAAAAAAAAUGUGUUUUAUUUUGUUGCUUCUGCAAGUCCCCUACUUCCUUGAAAUUAUGUCUGUAGAACAAAAAGAAACUAUUUUAAAACUAAAUAAAUAGAGCGUUAUUUAAUGGG